CGGAAAUAUAAUGGCAUGAAUUCAUUCCAGCAUACAAACGAGAUGGUGCCAUGUCUGCGGCACUCAGAGCUACAACAUGGGAAAUAUCCGAAUCCGAGGACGAAUGUCACAGUGAAACCAAGACGGAAUCAGUGACCUUCAUAGUAGAAAGCGUUGACACCCAAUGCAGCGAUGACACAACAUCAACAACCUUGGCAUCCACAGAUGAACCAAGUCAAGAUCAUAAUCUGUCUCCUCCGCGGGUACCCAGGUCUAAGACCCCCUGUCCUCCGCUGGGACCAGGGUCGUUGAGCCCCUGUCCCGACCGAAAGCGACGCUCCAGAGAUCACACUGAAGCAGAGCAGCUUAAAGCAAAGCAGAAGAGAGAUGCUAGAGAUGAUCAGAGAGCAGCGAGAGCCAUAGAGAAGGAGGAGAGGAAACGGGAGCAGCAGGGAAGGAAGAAACUGGCAGAGCACAUGAGAAGUUUGAGGCCAGAGAACUGUCUCAAAAGCCUGACUAUAUGCAUAGAUCCAGCGGUUUUACAGCACAAUGGCUCAGACGUCUUGUUGGACCGCCUCUCCACCUCAGGCUGGAGGUUUGUGAUCGACCGCCAAUCCCUUCCCCAGACUAUCUGCUGGACCCGGGAGCUGGCCCAGCCCGGAGAGGACGGUUGUGGUUCGGUGGAAGAGGAUCAAGUGAGCUGGGUUCUGGAUUUGGCCGACUUCAUUGACGUGGUGAUCAGUGUCAAAGAGGUUCUCCGGAGCGAUGAAGGUCCCUCCGGGCGGUCUCUCCUCGCUGGGAUGCUGGAGUUUCUGAAUGGAAACGCCAACAAAGUGGUCACCCUGUUGGUUAUUGGAUCACAGACGAACAGUGCUUCAGCCUGGAGCGCCCCCAGCCUUCAGGCCCAGAUCGGCAUGGAGGAUCUGGACAUGGAGGAGGUGAUGGUGUACCUCCAGCUCUACAGGAACGUAUCCCUCUCCUUCUUCCGCGACUGGCAGGCCGUCACAGACCACCUGGUGGGCGUCACGAAAGCCUUGUCCAAACGGCCUUCCAGGCAGCUAGCUGAGCGAGGCGGCCUCCCGUUCUGGGCGGACGGGCCGUGGGCCAGCGGGGUGCAGGUGAAGAAGGAGGGCGCUGGGCUGCGCCAGGUGUGGAACCGGCAGGUGCAGCAGCUCAAUCGGGUCAGCGUGGCCGUAGCGACAGCUGUGACGGCUUCCUACCCCUCCCCCCAUCUCCUGCUGCAGGCCUAUGGGAGUUUGGAAUCAGAGGAGCAGCGGAGGAAGCUGCUGGCCCCACUCUCCGUGACUUCCGAGGGAAGAGAAAGAAGAGUUGGACCCGAUAUCUCAUCCAGAAUCUACCGCUCUCUCUCGGAGCCAAACCCGGAGAUGGGUCUGGACUAGGCGGAUUCCUUCUGGCCUGAAUGAGCGCUUUGAAAUCCUCGUCAACAAAUACUUCCAGACAUUUGUUUGCAAAUGUUUACAAGCUACCUAAGGUCUACAAGAUGGCGGCUACCGAAGCAAUCUAACAUUUACAAUCUAGCUAAUGUUUAAGGGCUAGCUUAUGUCUAUAAGAUAUGUUAUAUUUCGAACUAGCUAAUAUUUUGAAUCUAUAUAACUUCUUAUCUACAUAAGGGCCAAUGUUUCAAAGCUAGCCAAUGUCUAAUCUACACAAAUUCUAAUGUUUGGAAGCUAGCUAACUAUUUAGCUAAUGUUAUGGUUCUUGAUGUUGCCUACUGAGCUAUCAUGCUGAAUAACAUCAACCUGAAAGCACUUUAUUACACCUUCAGAUUGACGUGAUGAGUUCAUAUUUUGUACAUGUGUUAUAUACAUAGAUGUUAAUAAUAUUAAAAAAAUUACUGUUCCGUUUUUGAUUUUCUUUUAAUUGUAAGGAUUAAUGGACAUGCAUUCAUAUACAUUUGAAGAAAUCAAUCAUUCAGGUUGUGCGGAAAUAGGUAAUGUUUAAUUUUAUGAGUUUCCUCAGUACAAAGUAAGAAAAUAUACAUUCAUUCACAUUUCAAAGCAUUAAAAUGACAAUGGCUGUUUAAACC
Gadus chalcogrammus (walleye pollock) is the source of this 2026-nucleotide messenger RNA. It is a transcript of the gene eme2, whose product is annotated as probable crossover junction endonuclease EME2. The record is from RefSeq and is a predicted model, not a curated record. Lineage: Eukaryota; Metazoa; Chordata; Actinopteri; Gadiformes; Gadidae. Gene Ontology annotation, biological process: replication fork processing; double-strand break repair; mitotic intra-S DNA damage checkpoint signaling. The coding region runs from base 51 to 1379 and encodes 442 amino acids. The transcript is spliced from 8 exons. Gene Ontology annotation, molecular function: DNA binding; nuclease activity. Gene Ontology annotation, cellular component: nucleus; Holliday junction resolvase complex.